Molecule: messenger RNA, 1212 nt
Organism: Phytophthora nicotianae INRA-310
Lineage: Eukaryota; Oomycota; Peronosporomycetes; Peronosporales; Peronosporaceae
Exons: 5
Coding region: 165-1097 (310 amino acids)
Biological process (GO): mitochondrial transport; carnitine transmembrane transport
Cellular component (GO): mitochondrial envelope
Molecular function (GO): O-acyl-L-carnitine transmembrane transporter activity
Source: RefSeq, a predicted model, not a curated record
AAGUCACGAGACAACUUGAAGCAACGUACGCAACGUCUUCAGUUUUCAGUCUUGCACACGUAAACGGCAGACUCCUCGCACAGCCGAACGUGAAGCGUCCACCCCACUUAUUAAUCCGCUUCAAGGAGCCCCAGACCCCACACACAGUUCUUAUUCCAGCAACAAUGAGCGAGGAAGCAGCGACAAACAAGCCGACGUCGGGUCUGGUGUCCUUCGUGACCGGCGGGUUUGGCGGCAUGUGCCUUGUGGCGACGGGCCACCCGCUCGACCUCAUCAAGGUCAACAUGCAGACGCAGCCUAAGCCGUUGCCAGGUCAGCCGCCCAUGUACUCCAACGCCCUCGACUGCGCGCGCAAGAUGGUCGCCAAGGACGGGGUCCGCGGUUUGUACCGUGGCAUGUCAGCGCCACUAGUGGGUGUCAGUCCUAUCUUCGCCACAUGCUUCUGGGGCUACGACAUGGGCAAGCUCAUUGCCAUCAAGGCUUCGGGACAAUCGCCCACAGCGCCGCUGUCCAUGGGUCAGAUCAUGUUUGCUGGUGGCUUCUCGGCCAUCCCUGCCACUGUGGUCAUGGCUCCUGGCGAGCGCAUCAAGUGCUUGCUCCAGAUCCAGGCACAAGCCGUGGAGCGAGGUGAGCCUAAGCUGUACGACGGUAUGAUCGACUGUGCCAAGAAACUGUACCGCACCGGUGGUCUGUCAAGUAUCUUUCGCGGCUGGGAAGCUACUCUACUCCGCGAUGUUCCGGGUUCUGUCGGAUACUUUGGCGGGUUUGAGGCAAUCAAGCGCGGCUUAACGCCCAAGGGCAAGGAUCCGUCCGACUUGAACGCUUUCCGUGUGUUUGUGGCUGGUGGCUUUGCCGGUAUCAUCAACUGGGUCAUCGCGAUUCCGCCUGAUGUGAUCAAGUCGCGUAUCCAGACUGCUCCGGAGGGCACAUACCGCGGCAUCGUGCAUUGUUUCCAGGUGCUGAUGAUGGAAGAAGGUCCUGGUGCGCUUUUCAACGGUGUGGGACCUGCGAUGGCUCGCGCAUUCCCGGCCAACGCCGCCUGCUUCCUUGGCGUGGAGUUCUCUAAGAAGUUCCUGAGCUUUUUCGGCCUCUACUAGCUAGAGUACGUAACUUUGAGCGUCCGAUAAAUACAAGCGAUGUCUCCUGCAACCGAAGAAUAGCUGGAGGUUUUAAAUUGUCUGCAUACAUUACUAUUUGAAAAGAUUGAAAGCC